GUAUCUGCGCAUCUUGAUGUUGGACCUCACUCGUACGGUGUGAUGCCGAACUGUCCAUUUGCUGCCCACUGUCCAAGGUACCUGAGUAUGGUGGGGCCAGUGGGCCGACAAUACCCGCAGGCAGGUAUCUCCGCGUAUAGCGGGGAAAUCGAUACCAGGCAACAGGGAAGCACACCGACAUCGGGUUAACAACGGAAGACAACUAGGAGUCAGAUCUCUAUCACUAAAAGAGUCCAAAGGUUAUCAAGUGCAAAGGAAGUGACCAACCGGACGAUAUCAAACCAACCGUCUCGCUAGAUUCGGCCCUUCCGUCAAGCACCAUGACUUUCACUAUCCUCUCCGACGCUGACGUUCAGACCCUCCUUCAUAACAUCUCUCAAUCUGACGUCCAAGAAUUGGCGUCUGCUCUCAACCAAGCUCUCAUCCAAUAUUCUUGCAACGAUGAACUUCCCUACCAACCACACCGCGCCAAUGUCACUCGACCAAAUGGUCAAGUCAGCCUCUUCAUGCCCGCAACGACACCAUCAUCUAUCGGCGUAAAGAUGGUCGGUGUCGCACCAUCUCAAACGCCUCCGCCUGGAGAGAAGCCCAAGCCUGCAUUGCGGAGUGUCCUUACCAUUUGCGAUGAGUUGGGUCAGGCUGUAGGCGUGUUAAAUGCAGCUGAGUUGACGGCAUUUAGGACGUCGCUGGGUAGUAUGUUGUUGUAUCGGUACCGGAAGAAGACAGAAAACAUCAUUGUAUUUGGAGCGGGGAAGCAGGCGGAGUGGCACAUACGCCUUGCUAUUCUUCUCAAAGGGGACGACAUCCGAAAGAUCACGAUUGUAAACCGAUCCAGUGCAAGAGCAAAGGACCUAGUAGACUCACUCACACAGUCGAAAGUGGGGUCCCAUAUCAAGAUGGAAGUUUUUGAAGAGAAGGAGAAUGGUUUGGAAGACUUGAUCACCGAAGCAGAUGUCAUGUUUUGCACGACACCCAGCACAUCUCCCUUGUUCCCUGCCUCAUACCUUUUGUCCGACUCUGGUCUUAGUAAAUCCCGGUUCAUCUCUGCGAUUGGCUCCUAUCGUCUGGACAUGCAGGAGAUUGACCCCGAACUGCUUAAGCAUAUCACCAACCCUUCCGGCCCUUUUGCGUCUCAAGUGCACCAAGGGUAUAUUACAGUCGAUAGUAUCAAGGGAUGCAUGGAUGAGGCUGGCGAGUUGGUGGCCGCUGGAUUGAAACCAGAACAGAUGCUCGAGGCGGGGAAGAUAGACGGGUUGAGAGAGGAUGAAGGUGUACAGAAGUGGCUUGAGGAAGGAUUUGUGGUAUAUAAGAGCGUUGGAGUAGGUAUCAUGGAUAUCGCAAUUGGGAAGUCAUUGAUGGAUUUAGCUGCGGAGAAGGGUGUGGGUGUACAUUUGGAUAGCUUUUGAGGCGGCCUGGGAUGGAUGGGGUUGUCGACUAGUACGGUAAUGAUAAAGUCAAUAUGCUUGAAAAUAUAUUGUGGUGCUAU
Messenger RNA from Alternaria alternata, 1486 nucleotides. RefSeq names its product ornithine cyclodeaminase. The record is from RefSeq and is a predicted model, not a curated record. Bases 321 to 1406 code for a protein of 361 amino acids. Gene Ontology annotation, cellular component: cytoplasm. Lineage: Eukaryota; Fungi; Ascomycota; Dothideomycetes; Pleosporales; Pleosporaceae. The transcript has a single exon.